UGCGUACUAACUUCCGGCUAAUCAAGUAACUUACAGAGAUAGCGCUGUCAGUGCUUUCAGCCCAAAGUAGCAAAUUGGCCGCCUAUUUGAAAACGCAAGAGGAGUGACAGUUUGUGAUUGACUCUGGGCGCAAAGCAUGAACAUCAUAUAACCUCACGACGUUGUUAACAGGAUUUCUAUAGCUGCGCCAAUGCUCGCUUUUGGCUUAACGAUAGUCCGACAUGGUGAGACGCAGUGCAACAAAGAUGGCCUUUUACAAGGUCAGAAAAUAGACUCUCCACUUUCUGAAAUUGGGAUACAGCAGUCUGAGGCUGCUGGUCAGUACCUCAGGGAUGUAAAAUUCACAAAUGUGUUUGUCAGUGACAUGAAACGUGCCAAGCAGACCGCAGAGAUCAUUGCGAGGAACAACAGAACCUGUCCUGAUAUAGAGCUAGUAGCAGAUCCAUCACUUAAAGAGAGAAGUUUUGGUAUAGCUGAGGGAGGACGAGUUAUAGAAAUGAAAAAUAUGGCUAAAGCAGCCGGACAGCCUCUGCCAGAGUUCACUCCGCCUGAGGGAGAGACCAUGGAGCAGGUAAAAGUGCGAAUCAAGGGUUUUCUCAAGACUAUGUUCCACCGAAUAGCUAAUGAACAUCAAGACAAAAUACAAGAUGGUGAAACAUCCCUAGCAGAUGAAACUGACAGGGCUCAAGCAGGACUUCCAGAUGAUGGAGUCUUGAAUGUGCCUGUCCAUGCCUUGGUGGUUGGCCAUGGGGCUUAUAUGAGCAUAGCUAUGAAGUAUUUCUUUGAGGACCUGAAGUGCCCCAUGCCCCGUGGUUUAGACCCUUCUCAGAGGUAUUCCAUCUGCCCAAACACCGGAAUGUGCCGAUUUCUUAUCACUUUGAAAUGUAAUAAUGUAGAUCCUGCACUUUCAGAUUUGAAAUGUGUGUUCAUUAACAGAAGAGAUCACAUCAAGGCUUAGAUUUAGAUUAAGAACAACCGUUUUAAAAUUUAUAAGGUAAAACGUAAGAAAUCAACAAAAUGUUUACAUGGAACGCAAAAAAAAAGAAGUCCUACUGUAUUCAAGCACUUUAACCAAAAUACAGAAUUUUGUGAUAGAAAAAACUUGUCAACUUUUUAAAAGACAAUAUUUUUAAAAAACAUCUGAAGGAUUUCAGUUAUAGAUAUAUGUAACUUAUCAGUCCUAUAUUAUAUCAUUUUAUAUAUGUGUUUACCAUUUAGACACUGACAGUAUUAAAUAUUGACUCUUAAAACUAUUUAAUAUUCUGUAAGGGAGUGUUUGUGUAAGUUAUUGAUUUCAUUUUGAAUGCUAUGAAAGUAUACAUUUUAAUUAAAUAAAUAUAUUCUCCAUCCA
Molecule: messenger RNA, 1351 nt
Organism: Carassius carassius (crucian carp)
Lineage: Eukaryota; Metazoa; Chordata; Actinopteri; Cypriniformes; Cyprinidae
Gene: tigara
Product: TP53 induced glycolysis regulatory phosphatase a
Exons: 6
Coding region: 191-958 (255 amino acids)
Biological process (GO): fructose 2,6-bisphosphate metabolic process; fructose 1,6-bisphosphate metabolic process; regulation of pentose-phosphate shunt
Cellular component (GO): cytosol
Molecular function (GO): fructose-2,6-bisphosphate 2-phosphatase activity
Source: RefSeq, a predicted model, not a curated record